AUGGCGACGCAAAACCAGGACAUCGACAACGAGACGAAGGAGAGGACCCCCACGGUGAAGGCUGUCGCGAGUCCCCACGGCUUUGAGAUGGUCAACUAUUACUCCGACGAAGUGACCAAGGAGGAGGAGAAACACCCACUCGACGAGUUCUUCUGCUGGAAGGAGAGAAAGGACCUGCCCGCGGGUUGGGAGGUCCUCGCCUGGUACAACCAUCCGGACGGAAACAAGAGCUACGUCCUCGGCUCUGACGGACGUUGGUAUUGGGAGUACGAGGGGGCUUUCAUGCUCCUUCUGGAUGAAGAGCUCGAGGAGUUCAAUGGCUGGCGCUUCUUUGGCCCUGCCGUCAUCUUGCACUUAAACGGGGAGGUCCAGGAUGAGAAGGAGGUGGGCCUGCAGAACGCUUGCGGUCUUGAAACCAUCCAAAAGGAGGAUGAGGAAGCGGAGGAGUUACAGGAAGCCCAGGAAGUCAACGACGUUAACACCAACGACCGCAACAGCUUGGCAACAAUCUGGGGCCUUGAUGUUAUUAUCGAGGAGGUUGACGAAGCUUUCAAGGGGGUCGAGGAAGUGGUGGAGGCGGAGGACCAUGAUGACGAGGAGAGUGUCUGGGGACUCGAGGAUUUUGAGAACGUCAAUGAGGACGAUGAGAACUACAAGCUAUUCUUGUGA
Messenger RNA from Sordaria macrospora k-hell, 669 nucleotides. RefSeq lists its product as uncharacterized. Lineage: Eukaryota; Fungi; Ascomycota; Sordariomycetes; Sordariales; Sordariaceae. The record is from RefSeq and is a predicted model, not a curated record.